Jaculus jaculus (lesser Egyptian jerboa) is the source of this 693-nucleotide messenger RNA. It is a transcript of the gene Il17a, whose product is annotated as interleukin 17A. Gene Ontology annotation, cellular component: extracellular region. The coding region runs from base 1 to 477 and encodes 158 amino acids. NCBI's taxonomy places the organism in Eukaryota, Metazoa, Chordata, Mammalia, Rodentia, Dipodidae. The transcript has 3 exons. Gene Ontology annotation, molecular function: cytokine activity. Gene Ontology annotation, biological process: inflammatory response. The record is from RefSeq and is a predicted model, not a curated record.
AUGAGUCCCAGGAGGACCUCGUCUGAGUUCCAGCCCCUGCCACUGCUGCUGAUCCUGCUGGCUGUAGUGAAGGCAGGAAUGGCAAUGCCACCAAGUCCAGGCUGCCCAGAGGCUGAGGAGAAGGACUUCAUCCAGAAUGUAAAGGUGAACCUGAGCAUCCUGAACUCCGUGAGUCCAAAAGUGAACUCCAGAAGGCCUUCUGACUACCUCAACCGAUCCACCUCGCCCUGGAACCUGCAGCGCAAUGAGGACCCUGAGAGAUUCCCCUCUGUGAUCUGGGAGGCAAAGUGCCGUCACUUGGGCUGUGUCAACGCUGAGGGGAAGGUGGACCACCACAUGAACUCUGUUCCCAUCCAGCAAGAGAUCCUGGUUCUGCGACGGGAGCCUCAGAACUGUCCUCUCUCUUUCCGGCUAGAGAAGAUGCUGGUGGCUGUGGGCUGCACCUGCGUCACCCCCAUCAUCCGUCAUGUGGCCUAAGAGAUACAGUCAUAGCUGGGGCUCCCAGAAGCAGAUGGGACCGGCUUCAGACCCUGAGCAACCCCCAUCCUACAAAGACCCAGCCUUAUUUGUCAGCAAACUCAAACCUAGUUCAUGCAGCUGACUCCUGGUUUGAAGACAAGAUCUGCAUGGCCUGUGCCCCUCCCCGAGGAGGAGAGCUUGGCAUGAGUACCAAUUUGCUUCUUGUUUGCUUUU